AUCAGAAAAUACAGUAGCAAUUACUGCCUUGUCAAGGGAGUACACUCCAAAUGAUCCAAUUGCAUUAUCUACUGAGGGCCCCGGGAAAGUUGAAUAACGAGGAGCUCCCCCGCUCACGUAAGGCAUUUGAGCCUUAUUUGGUGGACGUGUAGUCACGCUCUCGUCCUAGCACAUCUCCUGUUUGCGUCUUUGAAAACCAUUUCAAGACGAGUUAACCUGGGUGUAAAAACCUAGAAGGCAAAUGAUACCAUCCCGUCCUUUGGUUUUGCCCCUGCCAGUGCCUUCGGACACUAUGAGGUCGGUCCCAGGUCCCGAUAUAAAAUACGAGCUGUUGACUCACAGUUCUACCAGAAGGGCCAAUUUCACAGACCGCCAGGAUAAAGAUGAUUUUAAUUAAAUCGCACAAAUCCCUUUGUGCUGCAACCAGAGCCCAGGCAGGCUGGCGGACUCUGAGCUGUUCUGGCAUGCAUAGAGUUAACCAGGUUACCGGGAUUCCUAGUUAACUUCUUUCACCAGGAAUGCAAUUCAUGUUUACCUAUAUAAGGAAACCUGUUAGGCUGACCUGAGUUUGGCAGAUUUUUGCGCUGACGGGGAGGCGUGUAAGCACACAGCCUGGAAAGGGGAGUGAUUCGGAGCUGGACAGAGCAAGCUUCCUGAACGCCCCGGCCAUUCAGCUGUUCCGAGGCAGCCUGCUCGGAGGACCCACAGGUUUGUCUCUUCCAGAUCACAGCUGAGGAACAAAAACCCCCGUCCUGGGAAAGAUGGGGAAGCCGAUAGCUGAUCAGCUUCCUUGGAUUUUGCUGAUGACCCAGGAGAGCUUUGCCUGAAGAUGGAAACACUGGAGUCGGAGCUGACCUGCCCUAUUUGUCUGGAGCUCUUUGAGGACCCUCUCCUGCUGCCCUGCGCACACAGCCUCUGCUUCAACUGUGCCCACCGCAUCCUGGUGUCGCACUGUGCCACCAACGAGUCCGUGGAGUCCAUCACCGCCUUCCAGUGCCCCACCUGCCGACAUGUCAUCACGCUCAGCCAGCGCGGUCUAGACGGACUCAAGCGCAACGUCACCCUGCAGAACAUCAUCGACAGGUUCCAGAAAGCGUCCGUGAGCGGGCCCAAUUCCCCCAGCGAGACCCGCCGGGAGCGGGCGUUCGACGCCAACACCAUGACCUCCGCCGAGAAAGUCCUCUGCCAGUUCUGUGACCAGGAUCCUGCCCAGGAUGCUGUGAAGACCUGUGUCACUUGCGAAGUGUCCUACUGUGAUGAGUGCCUGAAAGCCACUCACCCAAACAAGAAGCCCUUUACAGGGCAUCGUCUGAUUGAGCCAAUUCCGGACUCGCACAUCCGGGGGCUGAUGUGCCUGGAGCACGAGGAUGAGAAGGUGAAUAUGUACUGUGUGACCGAUGACCAGUUAAUCUGUGCCUUGUGUAAACUGGUUGGGCGGCACCGAGAUCAUCAGGUGGCAGCUUUGAGUGAACGCUAUGACAAGUUGAAGCAAAACUUAGAGAGCAACCUCACCAACCUUAUUAAGAGGAACACGGAACUGGAGACCCUCUUGGCGAAACUCAUCCAAACCUGCCAGCACGUGGAGGUCAAUGCAUCACGUCAAGAAGCCAAAUUGAUGGAGGAGUGUGAUCUUCUCAUUGAGAUCAUUCAACAAAGACGACAAAUUAUUGGAACCAAGAUCAAAGAAGGGAAGGUGAUGAGGCUCCGCAAACUGGCUCAGCAGAUUGCAAACUGCAAGCAGUGCAUUGAGCGGUCGGCAUCACUUAUCUCCCAAGCGGAACACUCUCUGAAGGAGAACGAUCAUGCGCGCUUCCUACAGACGGCGAAGAAUAUCACUGAGAGAGUCUCCAUGGCAACUGCAUCAUCCCAGGUCCUAAUUCCUGAAAUCAACCUCAAUGACACCUUUGACACCUUUGCCUUAGAUUUUUCCCGAGAGAAGAAGUUGCUAGAAUGUCUGGAUUACCUUACAGCUCCCAACCCUCCCACAAUUAGAGAAGAGCUCUGCACAGCUUCCUAUGACACCAUCACCGUUCACUGGACGUCCGAUGAUGAAUUCAGUGUGGUUUCCUAUGAGCUCCAAUACACCAUAUUCACCGGACAAGCCAAUGUCGUUAGUCUGUGUAACUCUGCCGACAGCUGGAUGAUCGUGCCCAACAUCAAGCAGAACCACUACACCGUUCACGGUCUGCAGAGCGGCACCAAGUACAUCUUCAUCGUCAAGGCCAUCAACCAGGCGGGCAGCCGCAGCAGCGAGCCUGGGAAGUUGAAGACAAACAGCCAACCAUUUAAACUGGACCCCAAAUCUGCACAUCGGAAGCUGAAGGUGUCCCACGAUAACUUGACAGUAGAACGUGAUGAGUCAUCAUCCAAAAAGAGUCACACGCCUGAACGCUUCACCAGCCAAGGGAGCUAUGGUGUCGCUGGAAACGUGUUCAUUGAUAGCGGUCGGCAUUACUGGGAGGUGGUCAUAAGUGGAAGCACAUGGUAUGCCAUCGGCCUUGCUUACAAAUCGGCCCCAAAGCACGAGUGGAUCGGCAAGAACUCUGCUUCCUGGGCACUGUGUCGCUGUCACAAUAACUGGGUGGUGAGACACAACAGCAAGGAAACCCCCAUCGAGCCGGCCCCCCAUCUCCGGCGCGUCGGCAUCCUGCUGGACUAUGAUAAUGGUUCCAUCGCUUUCUACGAUGCUUUGAACUCCAUCCACCUCUACACCUUCGACAUCACGUUCUCGCAGCCUGUGUGCCCCACCUUCACGCUGUGGAACAAGUGUUUGACCAUUAUAACUGGCCUUCCGAUCCCAGACCAUCUGGACUGCACAGAGCAGCUGCCGUGAGCGCUGGGCCAUGUGGAGCUGAUUUCUGGGGGAUUAAAAAGGGCCGUGGCCACCAUUUCAGGGACCGAGAAAGCACAGGCUUCCAGAGUGUGAUUAAUCUCGCCAAAAAGUGUCCAGAAAUCGGCUAGGAUAGGACUCAAAAUAGGCGAUUCUCCCCCUUUGCUGUCUUUUGUAUUAAGUACAUGCUUUAAUAAUUUCUUCAAGUUUUUUUGUAUCUACAGGAAAAAUUAUAGAUUAUUUAUAAAAGAAACAUAACCGGAAUUCCAACUCUUAGAAAGUAUUUGGUUUUGCACAUUAAGAGGCCCAGAAGCGUACGGGCUCUUCACAACAGCCUUCGUCUCGUCACGCUCUGUGGGCUGGAGGAAAAACUCUUGUAGUUUUGUGUGCUUAUCCACCUUCUCACAUCCUCAUAUCUCAUACCGAUCCCCUUGUAGGUCCUGUCGCCCUGACAGUGCAUAAUAGAAUAUGCAAGUAUCUUAAAAAUAAAACAUAGCUUUGAACCUAGUAGGGCAGUAAACGGGCUUUCUUACUGUGGUUUAUUUCGAAGUGUUUUAACUGUGAUGUCAAAAACUUACUGGCUCAACCGGAACGGAGAGCAAAAGAGAGAAUUGAAUGAAUUGACUCUGGAGCUUGGACUCCACCAUGGCCCAGUCUUUAAUCACCCUCCAAUGGCUGGUGGGGUAAUGUUGGAAAGAAAGGUUGUGAAGCCUUUGGCCAUGUGUGACCUUACCUUUCCCAGGAUUCAGGAUUCUGGGAGAACAUUAAGAAUUGAGAUUGCAAUUGAGAAUAGUCUCUUUGAAUCCUACUGAUUUUUCAAAACGUCUGAGGCUGAUUUGUCUUUGAUCAGAAGUAGGGUUCGGUUUCAUGACCGAAUAAGUCUAUUUCGUUCUUCCUUUUAGUAGUGUCUUUAGGCCUGUGACAUUGCUUUACUACAUUUAAUAGCCGUCCUAUCUCCCUCUCCCCCAAAUCAUUUUUCUUCGCUGGCUGGGGCUGAGGGAAUAAACAUUUUCUGUUACAAAUGGCAGCACCACUUUGGAUUGACUUUGCUCUCCAGGACAUCAACACAUGGCCCUGACUGUCUCUACCACGUCCAAAUAUAACUCACCCGAAAAACACUUAAUAUUUAUGAGUUGGUAAUGACAAGGGACGUUGCGUAAAGUACUAUUUACUGGUACACGUGCCUCGAAAGUUAUAAAAAGACUUUUAUUAAACACAUCUUGAAAGAUGUAGAGGACCCUCUGUGUUCUAGCAUAGUUUACGAUAGAGUUGUGAAACAAAAAACAAAACAAAACAAAAAAACAAAAAACAAAAAACACGCAAAAAAAAAUCAAACUAUUGCCGCGCUGGAACCUGCUAAUAGAACCAGCUAAUAAGCUGUCAGGUGGGAUUCUGGGCAUGCUGAUCUGGUAAGAUGGAACGGUCCAUGAAGUAAGGCUUUCUUAAGCAGUCGUUGGACCCGGACCAGGAAUCUGGCAUUGGUUCUAUCUUGACGAAGGGCAUGAUACCUGUAAGUCAUUUCAUUUGCUAAUGUAUUGAUCUGAACUACUGGGUUGGCCAUUUUGACUGAACAGACUGAUGAAUUUAAGCAUUGCUUUUUAGCAAUUUCGUUGUUAACCAAAUCAACCAAUUGCCUCCCUGAAAUCCGUCCACAGACCCACUGUUUUCAGCAUCACGUCACGUGACUGCGAGCCCGGACCCCGUGGGCCACGUCAUGGGUGUUUCUGUCCCCUUCACUGGCAGACACUCUCCUUUUUCGUAACAGAUAGAGUUUAUAUAUUUACUAUAUUAUUUAUACCCAGAUGAAUAUUUUGAUAGCUACUUAGGACAAUUUCACAUCUAACAGAUGGACACCUCAAUGGAAAAAAAAAAUAAUCAUUCUCUGGAAACGAUGUUUUUGGUUUUUUUUUACAACAUAAAACAAUGUGUAUUUGCCUUCCUGGACAAACUGAAAGGGUUGUAAUUUUUACAUACUGUUUUGGUAGCUGGAUAAUGGAUAUUUUAAUGCACUUUGUACACCAACAGGUUUUAAAUAAAAGGGUCUAAAACUCA
Molecule: messenger RNA, 4882 nt
Organism: Leopardus geoffroyi (Geoffroy's cat)
Lineage: Eukaryota; Metazoa; Chordata; Mammalia; Carnivora; Felidae
Gene: MID1
Product: midline 1
Exons: 10
Coding region: 830-2833 (667 amino acids)
Molecular function (GO): zinc ion binding; protein binding
Source: RefSeq, a predicted model, not a curated record